AUGUAUCAUUCCACCCAGCCAAACGGCGCUGAGGGUGCGACCAUCAAUCCCGCGACCAUCAACCCUGCCGCCCUCAAUUCUGAACUACUGAACGCCAACGCGCGCGGCCUCAAGCGCAGCCGGUCGCCCGAGUCCUAUCAAGAAUCGCAAACCUCUGGUGCGCCGGGGGAAGAUGUCCACGCACAGAAACGUGGAAGACCGACGGUGAAACCUCGAUCCUCCAUGUCGGACCCCUCUGGUCAGCCGCCUCACCUGGGCCAAGGCCCGAACAUGCAGAGCAUGGCACAACCGCAGACGAUGCCACCGCAGACACCACAGACCCAGAACGCGCCAUUACCGGCGCAGGCUGGUAGUUACACACCCGCUCAGCCGCCCCAAGCCUCGCCGCCGCCGAAAGCUACGCCCACCAAGACGACUCUGAAGGCGCUGCCAACGGUGCGUGAUCAUACAACCGACCAGCUGGGACCGGGCGGCGACGAGUAUCUACCGAGAGAAGUCGAUGAGGCCGGCGAGAAAAAGGUAAUGGCCAACGGCCAGCUGCUGGGAAACCGUGAAUACCGAUGCCGAACCUUUCUGGUUCCCAACCGAGGAGACAAGCUGUUCAUGUUGGCAACCGAGUGCGCCAGGGUCCUUGGGUACCGGGAUUCUUACCUCUUGUUCAACAAGAAUAGGUCGCUCUUCAAGAUCAUCGCAAAUCAGAUAGAGAAAGACGAUCUGGUGGCCCAAGAAAUUCUUCCGUUUUCGUACCGGUCGCGGCAGAUUGCUAUCGUCACAGCACGGUCCAUGUUUCGACAGUUUGGCAGCAGAGUGAUCGUCAACGGCCGCCGGGUAAGGGACGACUACUGGGAGGGCAAGGCACGUAAGCAAGGAUUUACUGAGGCUGAUCUGGCUGGCGAGAAGCGCCCCGGCGCCUCCAAGGCCCGGGAGGCUGCCGCCGCUGAAGCCGCCCAGCACGCUCCCAUCGUGGGUGGUCCCCAUGGCGAAAUUGUUUACGCCAACACUCCAGGCCAAUUUGGUGGUGCUCCCCAACCCCAACUUGUCCAACCAGAUUUGAACGAUCAACGGACCCGGGACUACAGUAAUUUUAUCAAAGGCGGCCCACGACAGGAAAUCACAGGCCCGGCCUAUCAGGACAGAACCCAAACAAGCCCUCUUUCCGAGAUCCAUGCCCAGGCCCAUCAUGCUGCCGAGUUCAACCGCACCAUCAACUCCGGCCGUGAGGUCCGAAGCGAGUACAUGCAAAAUAUGUGGCGGAGGCCUCAUGAACAGCCGAGUGCGUCGCCCGUGUCUGCUUCGGAUUCCGCACUGCCUACAACGCGUCCUGGACAGUCUCCUCACGCCGCGACGGCAAGCAUCCAGCAGCCAUCUGGUAUGGUGCCCAACCAGAGCCCUCAGAUGAUGAUGACGGGCCCUCCCUACUCCCAGUCGAUUCAUUCUCAGCAGCCUAUCAGCCAAGCCCCGAUGCGAGGCAUGCCCCAGGCGGCGCCGUCUCAGAAGCAGUCAAGACCACCAAGCCUGCAAUCGGGGCCGACGGGUAACCUCGCCCCGGGUGCUCAGACGUACAAUUAUGGCCAAAAUCCCAUGUGGAGCCACCCCCAGACUCCUCAGACACCACAGCACUAUUCUGGUUAUACUACUCAACCACAACAGUCACCCCACCCGCAGCAGUCACCAGCACCGCAACUGCGACACCCGUCAGGCACACCGCAGCAGAUGCAGCCCGGUGCGAUGCAGUAUCCUGGGAUGCCAGGCCUCAGCCAAGGUUAUCCCAAUCCCAGCCAGGGUAUGUAUCCUCCGGAGCAGACACCCAGGCAGUUCAUGCCCCAGAAUCCAGGAGCAUCCCCGGCCGUGACCCAGGGCUGGUCGAACCCGCAGACAUCCUCGGCUGGAAACUGGUGGGCAAACCAGCCGCAGUGA
This is a messenger RNA of Neoarthrinium moseri, 1917 nucleotides long. RefSeq lists its product as uncharacterized. Gene Ontology annotation, molecular function: chromatin DNA binding. The record is from RefSeq and is a predicted model, not a curated record. The transcript is spliced from 4 exons. NCBI's taxonomy places the organism in Eukaryota, Fungi, Ascomycota, Sordariomycetes, Amphisphaeriales, Apiosporaceae. The coding region runs from base 1 to 1917 and encodes 638 amino acids. Gene Ontology annotation, cellular component: nucleus.